Molecule: messenger RNA, 2612 nt
Organism: Cuculus canorus (common cuckoo)
Lineage: Eukaryota; Metazoa; Chordata; Aves; Cuculiformes; Cuculidae
Gene: TSSC4
Product: tumor suppressing subtransferable candidate 4
Exons: 5
Coding region: 623-1663 (346 amino acids)
Source: RefSeq, a predicted model, not a curated record
CCCCGCGCGGGGGCUGCCGGGAAGGAGGAGGCGCGGGGCCCGUGGCGCGGCGGGGCGCUUUCCUGCUUCCCCGCCGUGUACCGGAGGUGGCGGAGGGCCGGUGGCCUCUGUGUGUGGCGCUGAGCGGGAGGGGUGACCCUGUGUCGCCAGGAGGAGGCUGCAGAAAGACACACAGCCUGUUUGAGUAAGGCAGGAUGGAAGAGUCCAGUGGGGUCCUUCCCAUCCAGAGAGACAACAUCCUAUCAGAGUUAUGCUGUGAUAACAUCACCGUAACAAACUUGUGAGUCUCUGUGGUGUGCUGUAAGGGGUGAAAUUGCUGAGAUCUUUGGUGGCUUUAACUGACCCUCAGGAGGGGAAGCUGUUUCAGUCUCAAGAGAAAAUCCCUACACGUUGGUAGGGGCUGCACCAGCAAGGCCAGGCUGAAACAACCUGCUGCAUCCCUUAUUGGCUGCACCACUGAUGAGUGGUGAAGAUCUGGGACGACUGCCACCCCACAUUAUUGCUCCAGACCACAUGUGAAUGGACCGUAAGAGAGCAUUAAAUUCUCUGGGCAUUUGGGAAACUUCAUUUGCAGCUGUUCUUAGGCCUACAUCAAAGACCUCAGUGGAUCAACAACUCAAAGAUGGGAGAUCAGGAUGCAGGUGAACCCUUUCUGGGGAUAGUGGCUAGUGGUGCCACAGACUAUGAAGGAGCUCUGCCCUCAGACACAGUGUCACUCAGCGAUUCAGAUUCUGAUGAUUUGGGGUUAGUGGAUGAAGCAGAAGUUGAUACAAUAUCUCCUAAGGAGCCAUCUGUAGAUGAAGGAGAUUACAGAUCAGAGGAGUCCCCUGACUCUUCAAGCAGCAGUCAUAGAUCUCCUGUCCAGCCAUUUCAUCUGAAGGGCAUGAGUUCUACAUUCUCUCUCCGAAGCCAGAGCAUUUUUGAUUGCCUGGAAGAGGCAGCCAAGCUGUCUGUGCCCUCACUGCCAGAAGAUAAUGUUGUUGAUGGGAGGUUUAAACGUCCAUUGCCUCCAACCACAGUUUCAAGUAACAUGAUUCCAGAAAGGCUGGGAAAGCAAGCCAAACCAGUGCAGGCUCGCAAAACCUGUCCUGCAGUGCCUGACUAUGUGGCACACCCAGAGCGCUGGACCAAAUACAGCCUAGAUGGAGUUUCAGAGUCUACAGACAAGACUAACAGGGCAGUGGCCAUGGAAUUUCUAGAGGGUUUGAAGAGAAGAGGGGAGGAACAAAGCUCAGCUACCCAAGACAGCUACACCCCAUACUUCAACCAGGACUCUUCCAGCUGUGGAGCUGGGAGGAUUGUCUUCAGUAAACCAAUAAAAAGGGGUGUUGAUGGACUGGAAAAGAAAACAUCAUCAGGAGAGGAUGGUAAGAAACACAUGAAAACAGAUCUGAAAGGAAAAUCUCUUAAGAAGACUGAUGACUUGAAGGAGGAGGAUAAGGUAGAGCUGGGGCACUUAGGUAGUGGAAGUGGAAAGGCAGCUGAGGAGGAGGAGUGCAUGAUGGCUGGGUACCUGAAUACAGAAGGUAAGCUUAGCACAAGGUUUAGUUGUGAAAGUGAAGAGCCAUUGGUGGAAACAGUUGGAUUUCAUUGUAGUAAGAAGAAGAAUAGGAAAAAUUUCCGACCUAAAGUAGAUGAUGAAGGGGAGGAGGAAGAGUCCUGAAGGAUGGAGCACAUUGGAGACGUCCAAGGACUUAUAUUGUCUUUGGAUAUGUUUGGAUUUUUCUCUGACUCUUUUUUUUUUUGUGGUCCGGAAGCCAUGUGUUAACUUUUUGUCUUAACAGUUUGCAUCAUAGCCACCAAGAACAUUUUAUAUUGUUGAAGUUAAGCUACCUAAAAUACAAUUCAAACUUUUUUUUCAUGGGAAGUCUUGUAACAGGAUAGUUGCACCCUAGCAGGUGAGAAUAAAGUGUGGUUUUUUUGCUUGAGCAGCUCCUCAGGGCUUCAUCUGGAGCUGAAUUAGCCCUGAGCACCAAAGAAAGAGAUGUGUUGGCUAAAAAGCUGCAAGGCUUCCUACUAACCCCCAAAUUUAGAGCUGUUCCCAAAUCCUGUAGAAUCCUGGAACAAAGAUGGUGGGCUUAUUACACAGAGAUUUUUAAAUGAAAAUAAAAUCUUGUGUUCCCUUAGAUGUGAUUCCUUCAAAAAAACAGAGGAAAACCUCUAUUUUUUUAAAUACAUUCUUCUCUCUUUGCCUUUAAGACAGUCCAAUUAUGAGUGUGGAGGGCCCAGGAGGGAACUGGCAAAAUCAAUAUUAUUUUAAGGUUGGCUUAAUAUUUACCUUAUUUAGUGUUACAUGAUGACGAUUUUAAAAACCAUAAUGUUUCCAUCCUGGAUACACCCAGGUGAAGGUGCACUCGGGAUGGCUUUAGCAAAAUCUCGCCCCUUCGAGUGUAGAUCGGAACUCGCAACAGCUUUAGUUAAGUUGGUCAGCAGCUUUUCCUCUCUUUGUUAUGACGUGAUGUGAUGCUUGGCCUGUACAUUUGUAUGUCCUUUCCAGGUGAUACUGUUUCCACAUUGAUUCUGUGUGUGGAUUUGGUGGGAAUGAGUUGUUUAUACGAUAUCUGGAUACUUUUUGUUCUUUGGGGUUCAAUAAACUUUGAGUUCGAGCUUGA